Messenger RNA from Rhodamnia argentea, 654 nucleotides. RefSeq names its product VQ motif-containing protein 18-like. The transcript has 2 exons. Lineage: Eukaryota; Viridiplantae; Streptophyta; Magnoliopsida; Myrtales; Myrtaceae. The coding region runs from base 36 to 572 and encodes 178 amino acids. The record is from RefSeq and is a predicted model, not a curated record. Gene Ontology annotation, cellular component: nucleus.
CUCUCUCUCUCUCCCUCUCUCUCUGUAACUGAGCCAUGGAAGAGAUGAUCUUCAGGAAAGAAGCAUACAUCCCGAACCCUAGCCCUUCACCACCCGCCAUGCACAGGCACUCGCACGCCAUCUCCAAGGUGAACAGCAAGCCCAAGAUACGCGUCAUCCACAUCUUCGCGCCGGAGAUCAUAAAGACCGACGUGGAGAACUUCCGCGAGCUUGUCCAGCGGCUCACUGGGAAGCCUCCCUCCGAGCGAGACAGCGUGAAGGACAAGCAAAGAAGAAUUGCCGCCAAGAGGGCCAGGCUGAGAAUGGCGAUGGCGGAGAAGUACUCACCGUCACCGCCGAUCGCCGCCAGAGUCAGCUGGGACGCGGAGGAUCAAGAAGAGGAAGCGCAGGGUCGUGGCGGUGGCUUGGACUGCAGAGCGAGGAUGAAGGUCGAGGAGGAAAUGCGUGGUGGUGGCGGCGGCGAACUGUUUGGUCGCCCGUACGAGGAAUUGGGUUGCUAUGAAGAAGAGUUCCCUUUGAUAGCCGUGGAUGUUUCUCGCAUGCAUGCCUUUGAAGCUGCUCAACUUGCCUGACCAGUUCAAUCGUGUCUGCAGAAUUAGUCAUUUAGUUUCUAGGCAGUAAUAGUUUGAACUCUUGGUACACACUUUUCGCAUC